Molecule: messenger RNA, 996 nt
Organism: Chaetomium fimeti
Lineage: Eukaryota; Fungi; Ascomycota; Sordariomycetes; Sordariales; Chaetomiaceae
Exons: 3
Coding region: 1-996 (331 amino acids)
Source: RefSeq, a predicted model, not a curated record
AUGGGUGCUCAGCAUUUCUCUACAUUGUUUCGACCAGCCAUAGGCAGAAUCCUCGGCGACAUACCUAUCAAACCCGCCUCCCUGCGAUCUCUGUCAACCACUGCAAAUUUAGUGACAAAAGAAACUUCACAUAAUGCCCCCCGCCAGCAACCGAACAUUAUGCUUGAGGACGAAGGCGCCUUCGGCUUCGUCCGGCACAACACUCGCCCGCCAAAGCCCCGGCAGGUCGGAGUCACCGAGGUCAGGGGCCCAUACUACUCCACUAUGGGGAAGCGGUACCUCCAGGACAUCCUCGAGACAAUGGGCCAUCACAUAGAUGGCCUCAAAUUCGCAGGCGGGUCCUUCUCCUUGUUCCCCGAGGAAAGGCUCCGCGAGCUCAUUGAUCUCGCACACGAGCAUGGUGUCUACGUCUCUACAGGCGGCUGGAUCGAGCAUGUGCUUCUCCAAUCCGACCCUUCAACGGCUAUCCCGCGUUACCUCGCCAAGUGCAAAGCCCUCAACUUUGAUGUCAUCGAAAUAUCCUCAGGAUUCCUCUCCCUCCCACCCGAUGACUGGCUCCGCUUGGUUCACUCUGUCCACGACGCUGGGCUGACCGCCAAACCCGAGAUAGGCAUCCAAUUCGGCGCCGGCGGUGAUACGGACGCCGCCGAACUCGAAGCUUUAGGGGGGACGUCGGACCCGAACAAGAUUAUCAACUUGGGACGGCGGUUUAUUGAGGAGGCAGGGGUCGAAAGAAUUAUGAUUGAGAGCGAGGGUAUUACGGAGAAUGUGAGGGGGUGGAGGACGGACGUGAUUCAGGCCAUUCUUGGUGGUUUGCCCAAGGAGAGGGUCAUGUUCGAGGCGGCGGAUCCCAAGGUAUUCAAUUGGUAUGUGCGGGAGUUUGGUGCGGAUGUGAACUUAUUCGUGGACCAUUCACAGAUUGUGCAGCUCAGCUGCUUAAGGCAAGGAAUUUGGGGGAUGGGGGAUACAUUCGGUAAGGUGGUUACCUUUCGGUAG